Salvia miltiorrhiza (redroot sage) is the source of this 1452-nucleotide messenger RNA. RefSeq lists its product as uncharacterized. The transcript is spliced from 7 exons. Bases 705 to 1181 code for a protein of 158 amino acids. Lineage: Eukaryota; Viridiplantae; Streptophyta; Magnoliopsida; Lamiales; Lamiaceae. The record is from RefSeq and is a predicted model, not a curated record.
GGGUUAUAUUAAUCAUAUGCUUGAAUUAUUUUUUGAAAAAUUCGCUUUUUCUGGGCUGAGAGAUGUGGUGGAUUGGGAAGCUUGUGUUAAUUCGAUUUCAUUUGAUUUCAAGGAUUUUGUGGGAAGUGCCAACAAUGAACAAUCUGACCACAUUGAUACUUGUGGAGUUAAUCUUACAAUUACUUAAUUUUAUGGUUACAAAUGGUCUCUCUCAAUGAUCAUUUUAACUUUUGGAACAUUAUAUAUCUAAUAAUUGUUCAACUCUUGAUGUUUAUGCUUAUGAAGAUUGAAGAGUGUCUGUCUCUAUACAUAAUCAUGUAAUUAUGAAACAUUGAGAUUUGGGACACAUUGAAGAUAGAAUUGUCUGAAUCGUGGUGGAAGCAUGUCCAACCAACAGAAGAAGUUUGCAUUGAACAGUGACCAGUAUCCACUAAUUCCUAAUAGAUAUUUUUUUUCUUUUCUUUUCUUUUCGGAAACCUCUAACUGAAAUAGUCAUUCGCUUGAUUCGGUUCAGUUUCUGAACCUAAUUCAGUUUGGAUUGGUCGGUGUACUGUCAAUUCGGUAAUUUUAGUUAGUUUUUAGGUCAAAACUGACUAAAAUAACCAAAUGCUCACCCCCAAGCAGCUAGUCUAGAUAUAUUUUUCUUUCAUCUUCUCUAGAUUGAAAACUUGAGUUCUAUUCCAGGAGCCAGGAGGAAAUGAGUAAUGGAGGAAUCAUCUCUGCUGAACAAGAUGCUGCUUAAUCUUCGCGCAACGUGCAAGUACUAUACUGGCUAUCCAAAGGAUCUAGGACCAUCAAGAGUUCUUCAUUUUACUUCAGAGCGUGAAUUUGUACAGCUUCUUCACCAAGGUCACCCUGUGGUUGUUGCAUUUACCAUAAAAUGUAACCUCACCAAACGUCUUGAUAGAGUACUGGAAGAAGCUGCCGCAGAGUUCCAUCCUCAUGUCAAAUUUAUGCGUGUUGAGUGCCCAAAAUAUCCUGGAUUCUGCAUAACUCGCCAGAAGACGGAAUAUCCCUUUAUAGAAAUAUUCCAUAGUCCAGAACAGGCAGCUAAUCAAGUGAAGGCUGUUGAUCCAAAUAUCACAAAAUACUCUGUUAGAGUUUUACCUUUCAACUACGAUGUCAGUGCCUAUGGAUUCAGAGAGUAUUUCAAGCGCAACAAGAUAAAGUUUUCCGACUGAAAUGUAUGGAUGUCAAUCUCUAUCACUCUGAGAAUGCAGAAUAUCUCUGAUUGUUGGUUUAACAUGGCAAAAAAUAACUACUUCCACUGUUCUUGAGUCUGUAGUUCAUGUCUAUUUGUGGAUCUCUCUUGGGAGUAAGUAUCUAGUGGAAAAUUUAUCCAACAAAAUUAGUAAUAUAUGAUGCAUGUUUAAGAUAUUACUGGAUGUAUACAGAUUGGCUAUAUUGAACGUAUGGAAAAUAAUGAUUGAGUAGGGAGGUAUUUUUGACUCA